UACGUGCAGAUUGCUUUAGGUUUAGACGCAGUUUCUUCGUUAAUUAGUUCACGACAACAUAUUGCUUUUUUUAAUCGGCGCUUCUACUAUUGAUAAUAGUUCUUCAAAUUGUAUCAUCGUCAUCCUUGCAUAAUUUUUGAACCGGAGAUCUUCUAAUCUAAUCGGACAGUAGGAAAUAUUGCGUGAUAACAUCCAUAUCUAUGUCUUAAUUAUACUCAAUUUUUUUCUUCCUUAUUUGCAUUAUAUUUGCAAUUAUUGCGAUACCUGCUAUUAAUUUAAUAGCUCUUUUUUGUUUUUUAAAUUCUUUAUUGAUAGUGGAAACGCAUUCUAAUAACCACGGAUGGUACCGAUAAUUUAUAAUUGACAUUUUGCAAUAUACUUUGUAAUAAUUGCAGGUUAGCAAAGUCAAAGUUUUACGCGCUACGUAUGCGCAUAUCUUUUGACGCUGACACUCGAAGCUCCCAUAUAAGGGCACCCUAAAGCGGGUUCUACAAUGAGAAUUUAAGUCAACGUAGAAUCGACACGCGAUUCUUCGGGUUAAAUUAACGUAAGGGUUUAUAAUUUACUUCUUGCAACGAGGAAGCCAACAACGGAGCAUGCUCUUUGAGGAUUUGAAUGUGGAACGCGUCACGGGCGAGCCGGCCGGCGAAUUGUUGAAAUUGCUUCCGAAUAACGUACGUGGUUUCGUUAAAAUCGGCAAGAAGAAAUGGUUCAUGCCGUACAAGUACGCCGAGAAGGGCGAGAAGAUUUACAAUUUCGAGACUCGCCCGGAUGACACAUGGAUCGUUACCUAUCCUCGAUCGGGUACAACAGUGACGCAGGAGCUUAUAUGGCUGGUGGCAAACGAUUUGAAUUUUGACGAGGCGUAUCGAAGAAGCUUGUUCGACAGAUUUCCUUUCGUAGAUCUUAGUAUAAUAAGGGAUGGUCAUGUAUUUGCGGAUUAUUCUCCCAACGAUCAUGCUAUGAUACAACAGUGUGUUGAACGUGCACGAGAUCUACCCUCGCCGCGUUUCAUCAAGAGCCAUUUGCCUCUCGAUUUACUACCAACAGUGGUAAACAAUACUUGCAAGAUUAUUUAUGUUGCAAGAAAUCCGAAAGACGUCGUGGCUUCUUUUUAUAAGUUCCAAAAGAAUCACAAACUUUUGCAAUAUCAGGGAACCUUCGAGCAGUUCUGCAAUUAUUUCAUGACUAAUCACAUAUGUUAUUGUCCAUUUUGGGAACACGUAAAAGAAGGUUGGGCGAUGAAGCACAGGCCGAACACUUUGUUCCUCUUCUACGAGGAUUUGAUAAAGGACCUACCGGGAAACAUCAGAAAGCUAGCCGAGUUCUUUGGCAAGACUUACAGCGAUGAACAGAUCGCGAAAUUGGCGGAGCACGUGAAUAUAGAUAACUUUCGCAAAAACCCCAUGAUCAACCAAGCGGCGCCUGGCAGUCCUUUGAAACCCGAAGACUUUAUUCGACAAGGAAAAACAGGUGGUUGGGCAGAAGUAUUCACGCCGGAAUUAGAAAAGAGAUUCGAUAAAUGGAUAGCGGAUAAUUUGAAAGAUACGGAUUUGAGAUUUCCAAGUUAGACAAUAUGUUAUACGAGACAUUUGUCAUCGAGGGCUAAUUCUACAAGCUUACUAACAAUACACAUGUAUAUGUGUAGUAGUACGAGAGGUAGAGAAGACAUAGUAAUUCAUAAAUAUAUAAAAUAAUGAAGGGGUAGGGUUCCCGAUUGAGUCGGGCCUGGUAAAUAAAAAAGCGAAAAAAAAGAAAAAAACGGGAGAGGACAGCGAGAGCGUGCGCUGCGGGUUUUGUAUUUUAUAUGUGACUUGUAUUUUCUUAAAAUAUAUUGUUGUUACCACAUAUGUAUGUACAAUAAUUAUGUUACGUGAUUAGUACAAAAGAUGCUUUCUUUUCAAUAA
Molecule: messenger RNA, 1907 nt
Organism: Ooceraea biroi (clonal raider ant)
Lineage: Eukaryota; Metazoa; Arthropoda; Insecta; Hymenoptera; Formicidae
Product: sulfotransferase 1C4
Molecular function (GO): sulfotransferase activity
Source: RefSeq, a predicted model, not a curated record